UGAAGCGAGCUACAGGCGAGUGACAGUCUCUUUCCGCCUGGCAGUCCGCGCGGCGUGAGUCAGCCCGAGCCUCGCACCGCUCACCACCGUCAGUGUCACUCUCGCCGUUGGCCGCACCACGCACUCGUGCUCGCGCUCGCUCACCACACGCUCUCUCCACACUGCGGCGUGUUCAAAGCAUAGGUGUUUCGAUUACACCACUCGGUUGCGAAAGUCUGCGCGAUGAUAUACAAGUGAGAGCCGACAUCGGACGCCAGGGUAACGCUCAUCGCGCACGGUGAGCCAGUUUAUUCGACGAGAGACAUUCGAAACGCGCCAGCUGUGAGGGACGGGGGGCGCAACGGCGUCGGUUGCACACGCGGGAGCGACGUUUCCUAACAUAUUUACUUUACUGUGAGAGAGCUACGAAAACCAAUUUUUAAUGUGUCAAGUCAGUAUAGCAUAUUGCUGCUACGUCAGAUCGCAGAACGCCUCGAGCAGGAACUACAAGGUUAUGCAAAUGAGUUCUGAACGCUUCUAUACUAGGGGUAAUCAAAAGACCAUUCAUAACUUCAAUAAACUUUAACGUACCGGUUACCGUACGAUAGUCUAAGUGCUUAUCUAUCGUUUCUCUAUUAUCGUUCGGUGUCGCGAUCGCUAAUUGCUAAUUACUGUGGGAGUCGAGUGAUAAGAAGCGGGCGCGUUAUCAGCGGGCGAGGGCGACGGAGCGCGCAGCACUCGCGGCACAGCAGGGCAGCAGCAGCACUCUCAGCAGCGAUGGCAGCCACGCAGGAGGAGACGCUGCUCGCGCGCUGCGAGAUCCCCAUCAUCGACCUGGCGCACAUAGGUACGGACGUGUGUCCUAUGAAGUCGGUGGUGCGCCGCAUCGGACAACAGCUGUUCACCGCCCUCAGCAGCAAGGGGAUGGCGAUGCUGGUCAACCAUGGCAUUGCCGAGGAGAAGUUAAAAGCAGUGUACGCAGACUUGGACAACUUCUGCGCGCUGCCGGAGGGAUGUCGGGCGCAAUACCUCCGCAACCCGGCCAACAACCACGGUUACGUGCGCCCGGGGACCGAGCAGUUCGACACCACCAUGACGGAGCUGCGGCACCUGUUCAACAUCACGACGCUCUCGGCGUCCUCCAUGCCGGCGCAGGAGAUCCCCGAGUUCACGAAGCACGCCGUGCCCUUGGCGCAGGACCUCACUAACCUGUCUCGCGUUCUGCUGCAGGCGCUCGCUUACGCCUUCGGUCUGCCGCCGGCGACGCUGCUGACGUGCCAUUCCAGCAUGCUGUCCAGCGAGGGCCGCAACCCGUCCACCAUGCGGCUGCUGUACUACCCGCCCGUGCCGCCCGAGGACGAGGGCCCGUGCUGCGACAGCGACGCCGUGCACUACACCCGGUGCGGCGCGCACGCCGACUACGGCACUUUCACGCUGCUUGCGCAAGACUCCGAAGGUGGCCUCGAGGUAAAACUGAACGGCAGCGAGAAGUGGCAGUCAGUCGGCCAUCUUCCCGGCGCCAUAUUGGUGCAGACCGGAGAACUGCUCGCCGCUUGGACAACCAACAUUCUGCCGGCCCUGAUGCACCGCGUAGUGGUCCCCUCGGGCACGUACGCUCGCGCUCGCGGCCGCCACUGCGUCGCCUUCUUCUGCCACCCGGACACGGACGCGGUGCUGCCGACCCUGCCGCUGCGCGCCACGCCCGCGCCCGCGCCGCCCGUCUUCACCCCCCACACCCACUUGACCUUCCACCACCGCCUGCUCAACGCCGCCCACCACAUCCAAAAGCGCUUCAGAGAGACGUACGCGUGACUAGCGCGUACGGGGCACAAACACUACAUCGUGCCGCUUGAACGACGGCAUACGGCCCCGUGAACAUCUUCAUGAAUUUUACAGCGGGCGUUAUUUCUCUUCUACGUUUCCUCUUUGUAGCCCACUCCAGCAGCACCGUUUGAAAACUUCAUGUCACACGGCGCACGACCGCGCAGUGUUUUACGUGUGUUAACUGUUAACUCACGAAUUCCUAUUAGAAGCGGGUCUCCGACUUUAAUCACGAGAUGAAAGAGCAAUUCGAAGAAGAGAAAUGUAGAAAAAUUUAGUUUGAAUAAAUCUAUUUUUUCAAUACGACUUGCGCCCGCGACAGCCACUGGCAAGAGACAGCCUUUGCCGUCAAAUACCGGGUGUACACAUAAGGUACAAAUCGUGUCGAAGUGAAAAAGUGACGACGACUACGCUCCCAAUUACUGCACAAAAUGGACCAACAUAUCAUGCAGUAUAAAGUGAUUGGCAUAUCAAUGACAGUAACGUAGGUGAUUUUCUCAGCAUGUUACUAAACGUAAUAAUUGUAAGUAGAAUCAUGUUAACUUGCGGCAAUGUUUACAUUGAUUACUGAUUAGUGUUUAAGGCGCUAGUGCGCAAUUAGUGAAUUUAAUAACGAGCCUAUGGACUAAAGCGGCUGCUGUGAAGAGGAGCCGAAGCGACAUGUGUACACCCUGACUCAAGAGGCGUGAUCAGUGUUUCCGACGCACUCUUUAAAGAUUCUUGAAAAUUUUGCCGAACAUUCACCUCGCGAGUCGCGAACCGUAUUUUUACACAUAAUAAAGCGCUGGUGGCCUAGCGGUAAGAGCGUGCGACUUUCAAUCCGGAGGUCGCGGGUUCAAACCCCGGCUCGCACCAAUGAGUUUUCCGGAACUUAUGUACGUAAUAUCAUUUGAUAUUUACCAGUUGCUUUUCGGUGAAGGAAAACAUCGUGAGGAAACCGGACUAAUCUCAAUGAGGCCUAGUUUCCCCUCUGGGUUGUAAGGUCAGAUGGCAGUCGCUUUCGUAAAAACUAGUGCCUACGUCAAAUCAUGGGAUUAGUUGUCAAGCGGACCCCAGACUCCCAUGAGCCGUGGCAAAAUGCCGAGUUAACGCGAGGAAGAAGAAGAAUGUUUAAAACUUUUGUCGUGCUCACACUACACGAGCACAAUUAAUAAAGAAGGAAGGAUUUCCCCGACCCGAGUGUGAAUGCUUGGCCGACACAUCUAUCCAACGAAAUAACUGUUAAAAAAUAUGAAAAUGAAGGCCUUCUUUAUAAAAAAAACAUAUAUAUGAUUAGGUUUUAGCGUGGACAGCAGAACUGUCUUUAAUUACUACCAAAAUGUGUUCUGCUAGAAUUUAUACGAUAUAUACGUUAUAUUUAGUAAUAUCUUUUUCUAGUUGAUUUUUAUUACUAUAAAAUAUCUCGGCUGAGUUGGACUUUUUUCCCUAAAAUUCCUAUAUUUAUAAAUAAUAUUUUUUUCGUACUUAACUUGAUUACUAAGAGUUUUUGAAUCAUAUACAAAUUUAUUGUUGUUGGAUGAAUAUGGACGUAACCGUUAUUAACAUAUUUUAAAACAUGACACUGAAAUGUCAUUUUUAUAUUGCUAUGCGAUUAAAAAAUAUGCAUUAUAGGUACUUGCCUUAAAUAAUUAAUAGGUACUUAACUAUACCCCUCCUUUCGUAAAAAAAAAACCGGUUUAGAAAUAUAUAUUCUUAUUCAAAUUGGGGUUUAAUCAUUAUUAAUAAUUUUCGUGUCUAAUUUGAACGAGUAUUUGGUUACUUAAUACAGGGUGUCCCAGAAUUCGACGUCAAGCCGUAAACGGAUGAUAGACCAAGUCAUAACAGUUAUCAUAAAAAUACAAAAAAAACCAACUCAUGUUCUUUAAAAAUUAUGGUCACUUUAAAAUCCACACCCUGUAAUUAUUCAAGAUUACACAAUAAUAAAAAAAUAGAAUAAAUUAUGGAAUUUGUAGUAACAAGAAUUAAAGAACCAUUACAAGGUGUGGAUUUUUUAGUGAAUUUUUAAAGUGACCAUAAUUUUUAAAAAAACAUGAGUUGGAUUUUUUUUUGUAUUUUUAUGAUAACUGUUAUGACUUGGUCUAUCAUCCGUUUACGGCUUGACGUCGAAUUCUGGGACACCCUGUAUAUAUUUAUUGUAGUUGAAUUUUAUUAGUUCGAUUGCUAUAGGUAAUACGAGUACGUAUGUCAUUAAGUGAAACGUAGGCUACGCAUAAAAUGCUCCCAUUCAAGUAUUUACUUAAUAAUGAAAAAAAAAAUUACAAACUUGACAUUAAAAAGACAGAAGCGUAUUCUUGCCCGAGAUUCAAAUGUUUCAAAAUGACAAAGACAAUUGUUUUUUUUUUUGUUAUUAUUUUAAUUGUUCAACUUUAUGUCAUUCCCGAACUGGCAUUUCACUUAUUUAAUUGUGAUGUCUUUAUUAUAUUUAGUGAUCGUUAUCAACGUGCUGUAUCGGUAGCAAAGUAUGGUUGACAAAAAAACAAAUACGCAAGUAUUUAAAACAUUACAUAUUUCCAAAUUAUGAGAUUUAUAUACAUAUUUAUAAUCUCUUGUCCAAAUUAUUCUGGAUAAACGACUAAAAUUUGCUCAACAGAUUUUGUUGUUCCUGUCGAUUGGAAAAAAUCCAUUAUAAGUAGCUAAAUGACCUUUCUACGUUAACAGAACGUUACCAGAAGUCACAGGAAUUUAAGUCUCUAAAAUAUUGCACGCAACUAUAGUUGUAUUUUUAUGACAUUUAAUAUCAUUUGACGUAUAAUUGUUUAAAAAAUAUAUUAGGGCGGAAAAGGUUUUGUACCGUAGAGUGUUAUAUCUAUAAACAAAAAAAAUAUUAUAGAGGUGUAAUCCUAAAAUAAGUAUUAAUUUUAUAGUUAAGAACAAAAGUGAAUAUUCAAAUGUAUUUGUUUUUUCUGCCAACCAUACCCUUAGCUACGAAAACUGCACGUUGAUAACGAUCACUUUAUAUUUAAUAUUUUCGUGUUUUUUAAGGAUUUUGUGCUUUUAGUAGGUAUUACUGUCAAUAAUUAUUUUGACUUUUGCGAGUCGGCAUCUACUUAAAUUUAGUGUGUAUCAAUGUGUAUUAGUUAAAUAGCAAUUAGCGGCUCGGCGUCGUCUCCUACUCUAAUAUUUUGCUUUUCUUCUGUUAAAUUUGUAAACUUGGCUUCUUGCUUUUCAAUUUAAAGCGAUAUUAGUUUUUAAUUUAAAUGUAAUCAUUUGUAUCGAUUUCAAACCACUGCUAAUUAACACGACUCUUUAUUACUUGUUAUUAAGUGGAUCGUGUCUCGUGUCAUUGCACCGACAGCUCAAUUUUUCACGCCUUGUUUUACGUAUUACAGAAUAGGUACCUAAUUUGCGUUAGAACAUCGAAUUUACGAGUUAAUAAUAAAAACAAUUUCAAGUACUUAAAUAUAAAUCAGUUUCAACACAUUUAGUUCAAAAAGAUUGUAUAUCAGAAGUAUUUGAUACUUACAUUUACUAGGAAUUAAUAAUAUUUUCUAAAUAGUACAGUAAAUAAUACAAAAACCAAUCUAGGUAAUAUUAUUGGAUUGGCCUUUUUAAAUAUGUAGAUGGAUUUACAAAUAAUUAGAAGACUUCUUUAUAAAAUUCUAAAAUAAAAAUAAUUUUAAAUGUAUUUCUUUAUGGAAUAUAUUUCCUUUCAAGCAUGUCGAUGCAUAUAAACCUUCCUUAAAUUCAUAGAAAACAGCAAAGAAGUAAGUAAAAUAAACAACUUCUCAGUUUAGAUAUGCAUCAGAGCUAUUAUUGUAUUAGGUAAAAUAACUAUCUAAAUAUUACCUGUAAUACCCAAUAAGUAUUAAAAAUUAGUAGAAAUAAAAGAAGAGGAAAUAAGUUGAUUAAUGAAAUGCAACCAAUGUCUAUACAAGUACAUAUCUAGCUCAAGUUUCAAAUAUUAUGUACUUGCCUGGUAUCGUCUUGGGUCGUCCCAUUCGUUAUUCGUCAAGUUCUUAAAUUAGUCCUAUUCUACUUUCGUCACUCAUUCUACAUUGAAAGCCUCCGACGAUUGUAACGAAUGUAGAAUGAGUGACGAAAGCAGAAUAGGGCUAAUUUAAGAACUUGACGAAAAACGAAUGGGACGACCCAAGACGAUACCACUUGCCUCAUCACACAUAUUUUCAUUAGCAGGUUCAAGUCACAUAUUAUUAUAUGUUUAGUCCGAAAAUGUACAAAAUUGUACUUGUACGAAGGUACUCUUCUAAGAUGUAUUUACAACAUGUAUUGUUUUGCUCAUCUCUCAUCUUACAAAGUAAACAGAAACCACACUGUUAGUACCACAAUACAGAUGUAGUGCAUAAUUAUUUUCCAUCGUAUUUUCACGGAAAGGUACGAACGUGCCUUCCUAUUUCAGUCAGACUCGGCAUAAAAAGUACUGAGCUUGACUGAAGUACUUAGCUGACAAUUACAAACGUUUAUGUACUACGUCUAUAUGAACAUUUCUGAUCUAGUACAGUCGCCAUCAGAUAUAUCGGAGCGGCCAAGGUGUUCACAAAUAUCUGAACACGCCUCUAUU
This is a messenger RNA of Cydia fagiglandana, 6319 nucleotides long. RefSeq lists its product as uncharacterized. The transcript has 7 exons. Bases 757 to 1791 code for a protein of 344 amino acids. The record is from RefSeq and is a predicted model, not a curated record. NCBI's taxonomy places the organism in Eukaryota, Metazoa, Arthropoda, Insecta, Lepidoptera, Tortricidae.